Rhopalosiphum maidis (corn leaf aphid) is the source of this 1161-nucleotide messenger RNA. RefSeq names its product zinc finger BED domain-containing protein 5-like. Lineage: Eukaryota; Metazoa; Arthropoda; Insecta; Hemiptera; Aphididae. Gene Ontology annotation, molecular function: protein dimerization activity. The coding region runs from base 1 to 1161 and encodes 386 amino acids. The record is from RefSeq and is a predicted model, not a curated record. The transcript has a single exon.
AUGGAGAGAUGGCUUAAAAAAGGAACUCUAAAACGUUCCUCUCAAGAACCUGAAUAUUUUGCGGUGAACUCAAGUCAUAUUGAUAACCAUAGUAAUAAUGAGAAUGAUACAAAUGAAAUCACCCCAAAAUAUUUUAAAAAAUGUAGAAAGUAUGAUGAAAGUUACAUAUCAUUAGGAUUUAUGAAUAAUAAUGAUAAUCCUCAGUGCGUUAUUUGCAGCAAAGUUCUCCCAAAUAGCUCUAUGGCUCCAGUAAAAAUCAUAAACUUCAUAAAAUCUCGGCCUCUUCAAAAUCGUUUAUUCAAAAUCCUAUGUGAGGACAUGGGAAGUGUACAUACUUCUCUUCUCUUACAUACCGAGGUCAGGUGGUUAUCUCGAGGAAAGAUACUAACUUGUAUUUUUGAAUUAAGGGACGAGGUACGUGCUUUUUUUUUGGAACACAAUUUCGAAUUAAAAGAUCGAUUUCUUGAUCAAAUGUGGCUACUUAAAGUCGCCUAUUUAAGUGAUAUUUUUACAAAGAUCAAUGAGCUUAAUUUCACACUUCAAAGCAGACACGUAAAUGUUUUUACUGCACACGAAAAAAUUCAUGCUUUUAAGAAAAAGUUAGAUUUUUGGAAAAUUUGUAUGAGCUCCAACGAGUUUGAUUGCUUUCCUACAAUUAAAUGCUUUUCGAAAGAGGAAGAGGUCGAAAUUAAUGAAGUUUUCAUUGAGGAAAUUAUUCAGCACCUCACUGGAUUGAGUGAAGGAUUCAACCAUUAUUUUCCAAAUGACCAACAGGUGAAAUAUAAAAAUGAACUGUGGAUUAAAAAUCCAUUUAUUGUCAAUACACGACCUCCAGCCAUGUCAGCAAAAGAAUAUGAAACCUUUAUUGAAUUUACAUCUGAUUCAUCGCUGCAAGAAAAAUUUAAAUCAAUGCCAUUAGCAGAAUUUUGGUGCAGUUCAAAAGAUGAAUAUCCUCAAUUGUCACAAAAGGCCGUGUUGGCACUUUUACCAUUUGCAACCACGUAUAUGUGUGAAACGGGGUUCUCUACCUAUGUAUCGACAAAAACAAAAUACCGCAACAGACUUGAUGCCGAACCUAAUAUGUUAUUACAACUUUCAUCAAUAAAGCCCAAUAUUAAGAAUAUUUUACAAAAUAAAAAGCAAUUUCACGCAUCUCAUUAA